Molecule: messenger RNA, 492 nt
Organism: Cyclocybe aegerita
Lineage: Eukaryota; Fungi; Basidiomycota; Agaricomycetes; Agaricales; Hemipholiotaceae
Source: the annotation of a GenBank genome assembly
AUGAUGUCAUAUGUAGCUUCGAUCCAUGUGUCAGCCGAAGGCGUUGCCACUUGCCAGUCCCUGGGGUCGAAGUAUCGCACUCCUCGUUUCAACCUUUAUCGCCAUGUUCACGGGGAUAUGCAGCCGCGUCCGUUGUUUAUCUCGUUGAUUCGCAUGCAUCACAUCUCCAAUCCUUCCAAGUUUCGGAGGCUAAAGCGGUUUGCCGUUCAGGCCAAGGUGUCUGGUCUAGCGAAAACAGGCAAGCCAGGCGUCGCCAUAUUCGAUGGUGACAAGGAGUCCAUCAAGGCUUUCCUCGAGAAUGCUCGAGGGUUGAGAUACGUCGACUUCCAUCAUGUUACCACGAAACUUGUAGUGAACGGCAUUGAAAAACGCGUCGCGGAUGGGCAAAUCGGCUUGCAGGAGGUGCAGGACAUGAAUAAACUCGUGAAUUUGUUGGACGGCAUCGGAGAAAAAGAAUGGUUUAGGACGGAGAUGGGAAUGUCCAGAGGAUGA